This is a messenger RNA of Hippocampus comes (tiger tail seahorse), 346 nucleotides long. RefSeq names its product U2 small nuclear ribonucleoprotein A'-like. The record is from RefSeq and is a predicted model, not a curated record. Gene Ontology annotation, biological process: mRNA splicing, via spliceosome. Gene Ontology annotation, cellular component: U2 snRNP. Bases 1 to 297 code for a protein of 98 amino acids. The transcript has 4 exons. Gene Ontology annotation, molecular function: U2 snRNA binding; protein binding. NCBI's taxonomy places the organism in Eukaryota, Metazoa, Chordata, Actinopteri, Syngnathiformes, Syngnathidae.
AUGUCAUUCCGAAAAACAGGUUAUAAAAUUCCAGUUCUGGAGAAUCUGGGGGCCACUUUGGACCAGUUUGACACAGUGGACUUCUCGGACAACGAAGUUCGCAAACUGGAUGGCUUCCCGCUCCUCAGACGCCUCAAGACCUUGCUGAUGAACAACAACAGGAUCUGUCGCAUCGGAGAGAACCUGGAGCAGAGUCUUCCCCAUCUGCGAGAACUUAUCCUGACCAACAACAACAUCCAGGAGCUGGGCGACUUGGAGCCGCUGGCGUCGGUGAAGACCUUGACUCUGCUCAGGUGAGAAGCGCGAUGCCGGCGAAAGCCGCGCGGUCGGCCGCCGGCCGGGGCCG